Aspergillus homomorphus CBS 101889 is the source of this 1459-nucleotide messenger RNA. Its product is annotated as pheromone receptor. The record is from RefSeq and is a predicted model, not a curated record. Gene Ontology annotation, biological process: G protein-coupled receptor signaling pathway. Gene Ontology annotation, cellular component: membrane. Gene Ontology annotation, molecular function: mating-type factor pheromone receptor activity. The transcript is spliced from 3 exons. The coding region runs from base 1 to 1404 and encodes 467 amino acids. Lineage: Eukaryota; Fungi; Ascomycota; Eurotiomycetes; Eurotiales; Aspergillaceae.
AUGAGUGCCCAAGAAGCUCCGAUCUAUCCGCUAUAUAUGCAAGCGGUUCUCCUGCCAGUAAUCUCCUUCGUUUCUCUUCUAUUGAGCAUCGUCCCAUUGGUGCUGCACUGGAAACAUCGCAACGUUGCCGCCAGCAGCCUCAUCUGUUGGUACAUGAUUCUCAAUGUCUUCAACAUCGUCAACGCCAUACUCUGGCCAACCGAUGAUGUGAGCGCUUGGUGGGAUGGCAAUGGUCUCUGCGAUGUGGAGGGAAAAAUCAUGAUCGCCAGCUACAUCGCUGUCCCUGGGACGCUCGUUUGCAUCUUCCGCAGUUUGGCCUGCGUGCUGGACACCAGGCGUGCAGCUCUAGUUCCGACGAGAUCGCAGCGGUGGUGGAAUCGAGGAAUGACCCUUCUGUUCUGUUUCAUAGCCCCCGCAAUCGCGAUGAUCACCCAAUACGUCUAUCAGGGAGGUCGGUACUUUCUCUUUGCCAUUGCCGGCUGCGUCAAUAGCUACGAUGAGAGCUGGGUGACCCUGGUUCUGGCGUAUGUCUGGCCCCUGGUCAUUUGCUUGAUCGCUGGUUAUUAUUGCGUGAUUGUACUGUACCGUCUCAGCAAGUAUCGAAGUCAAUUUGGCGACAUAAUCCAGUCCACGAACAGCAACAUGAACAAAUCGCGAUUCCUGCGGCUCUUCCUGCUCGCCUUCCUCAUGCUGUUGGCCAUCAUCCCUGUCCAGACCUAUGUCGUUACCACCAACAUCACCCGCACCCUACCGUGGCAUGCAUACUCGUGGAGCCAUACCCAUCCUCCCACUUGGAACACGAUCGUGAAAGUUCCCACGAUGGGCCAGGUAUUCUUCGACCGCUGGAUCCCAGCAGCGUCAGGCUUCAUGUUUUUUAUCUUCUUCGGCAGCGGGCGUGACGCCACGAAAAUGUACUGCGCCAUCAUGAGGUUUGUGGGCUUGCAUCACUGCUUCCCCUGCCUCCGGCCCUCGACAACCACCACCAUUUCGACCGGCUCGACCGGCUCGACAAGCAGCCGAGCUAAGCUACUCUUCCACUGGAAAUGGACCUCUGCAUCUAGGUAUCCCCUAACCUCCUACAGAACCGGCGUCAACACCACGACGAACCCCCGCUCCAUCCCCCGCGGCUUCCCCGACAUCGAGAAAGGUAUCAGCCUCCAAACCAAAAACCCCAGUAAUACACCGUGGUACAAGCGCGUCUGGCGCCUUAAGGGAACAUCCAGCCAAGAAAGAACGCUACCUCUGGAUCACCUCGCCGAGACGACCGCAAACACCGUCUCCACCACUGCAUGGGCGGGCGUGAGCCAAAGCCGCAACAGCAGCGAGCUCGGCAGCCCGCCGCUCAAGGAAGAUCAUAUCCGGGUCAAGCAGGUGAUCACCCAGCAGAGCGAGCUGUAUGUCUAAAAUGCUGUAUCUUCGUGGUUUAGGGCAGAAUGGAUCCAGGUUCGGUAAAGGGGAG